This is a messenger RNA of Nymphalis io (European peacock), 3177 nucleotides long. RefSeq names its product integrin alpha-4-like. Lineage: Eukaryota; Metazoa; Arthropoda; Insecta; Lepidoptera; Nymphalidae. Gene Ontology annotation, biological process: integrin-mediated signaling pathway; cell-matrix adhesion; cell adhesion mediated by integrin. Gene Ontology annotation, molecular function: integrin binding. The transcript is spliced from 26 exons. The coding region runs from base 128 to 3082 and encodes 984 amino acids. The record is from RefSeq and is a predicted model, not a curated record. Gene Ontology annotation, cellular component: external side of plasma membrane; integrin complex.
AAUAAACGUUACCUUUUUCCAUAUUCUGUGAAUUACAAAUUAAAUUAAAUUUAUCCUUAUUAUCAUUUUCCUCCUUUAGUUUUAAACGAGGGGCGUUUUAAAUCGUUUUAUAAUAUAGUGUGCCAUUAUGAAAGGUAACUCUCGCCUACUCAGCUUUGCAUAUCUCCAUGUUAUUUUGAUAUUUAUAAGUCUAGGAUACAGUGAUGGAUCUUUAUUCUUUCACGAACCGUCAUACCUGGAGUUACAAUCACCAGAUGCGAAAACCGAUUUUGGGUUCUCCAUUGCUUAUCAAUCUAAGUGGAACAGUUUAGCGGUUGGUGCACCCCAUGGUGAUUUAAAUGGUAAGGUUUUCAAGUGUCCCAUGGAUGGAGUAGUUAGAAAGAAAAAGCUGAUGUGCAACAAUCUUAACAUCAACAUAGAAAAAUUAGCUGGUGACUACAGCAGACAUAAUAGCACCGACCAAAAUUUUUGUCUCGGAGCCUCAAUGUCUGUGACGCCUGAUUAUAUAUUUACGUGUGCGCCAUUAUGGACAUCAGAUAUUCAAGAUGGAAAUAAGUUGAAGUUUGGUGCGCUGGGCACGUGUUUUGUUUCUAACGACACUAAUGCCAGUCGAUACAAUGGUUUACUAGAACAGUAUGUGAAGAAAGAUUCCGAACGACGCAUUCCUAAAAUAGAGGAAAUAUAUGGGGGUAUCGGUUGGAAUACUCUGUACGAUCCAAAUAAUAACUUAAUUCUCAUUGCUAAGUCUUCUCUCAAAAGUAGUAUCAGUGUGAUGCAAAUGAAUGAUCCUUCAGCACCGACGUUUGCCGUCGCAUUGGGCAGCAUGUUUAACCAAUACGAAAAUCUAGGUCUCAGUUUUGCCGUUGGUGUAUUUUUUAAUAAUCAUAAAGUGUUAUAUGCAUUUAGCAUGAUCUUACGUAGUAGACUCACAGGCGCUAUAGCCUUCCUUUACUACGAAAGUAGUGAUAAAACAAUGAAAAUAUUACAAUACAAAAAUCAGCCAGUUCAAAUUGAAGAUGAUUCUACGAAUUCAAUGUAUGGUACAUCUCUUUAUAGCGUUGAUUUGAAUGGUGAUAGUUCCUCGGAGCUCCUAGUUGGUGCGCCUGCGCAUAGUACCUAUGAAGGCGGGUAUGAAAAUGGUGCCGUUUUCAUCUAUGUUGGAGGUGGUCAGCCCACCACAAAAACCGGUUCGAACCUUUGCAUCCGUGGUAACAAAGACGGUUCACGAUUUGGAACAGCCAUCUCUUCUAAUGAUAUCGAUGGAGACAGUCUUCCAGAGGUAUUUAUUAGUGCACCUUAUGAAGAUUCUGGUGCAGGAGUAGUAUAUGUUCUAUCUGGUUACGAGGUUACAAGAAUGUUACUGAUAACGGGAACGAACACAGUAAUAUCAAUAUCAGAGUUUACCGACACGCAAACAAUAAAAAAUUCACCCUUCAAAUUAUUUGGUUUUAGCCUCCAGUCUAUUCGAGAUUUCGAUAAAAAUGGUGCAAGUGUGUUAGCGGUAGGUUCGCCAAAAAACAGUACAGUUGUACUUUAUCGCGGUUUACACUUCAUUAAUGUGACAGUGACAGCUUUACUUAGAGGGAAAGAGAGAGUAAAGGAGAACGAUAUGAAUUUUACUGUAACUGUGUUUGUAAACGUAUCGUUUCCGGUGAAGCCAAAUAUCAUGUCUGGUCGACUAUUCGUGACUACAAAUAUAAUCGGAGACGCAGCUCGCAUAGUGAAUAGAACAUAUGAAAUUAAAAUUACGAAAAAAGUAUCACUAUACACUAACGAGGUCCUCGUGUUGUUGGACGAUACAGAGCCCGGCAAUUAUAAAUUCAGCGCUAAAGUCGAGUCAGACAUGAAACUUCUGGAGGCACCAGAAUUCGACAGGUUAUUUACAAUAAGUAAUUAUAGCAAAUCUGAGACAGUUUUGGAUGUUGUACGUCGAUGUAAAGGAAACGAUUGCGUGCCUCGUCUGUCUAUGUAUUUCGUGUGGUAUGGCAGUACGGAUGAGGUUUAUAUACUUGGAUCAAGUUCACUUGAAAAUAUGAGUGUAGUAGUGAGAAAUGAUGGUAACGCCACUUAUGAAUCCUGCGCGUGGAUCAAGGUUGAAGGAGUCAAGGCUUCAGUUUUGGGAUGUAUCCAACUUAACGAAGUAUGGUAUAAAUGCGACUUGAUAAACAUCGAAAGACACGGCGAGCGUCCUAUAAACAUUCGACUAGAUACAAGCAAGACGUCAAAUCGAGAUGAGGGCCUGGAGGUCGAGGUUCAGUUGUAUAAUAACUGUGCUGCCUCUGGAAUGAACGCCACUAAAUCUCAAAGCAAGAACAUACCAUUUGAAUUAAAUACCGCUGAUAUUUCUAUUGACUAUUUACAUUAUGAUCGGAAUAUUACGGAGCGUGAAAUUCAAGACGUUGAAUCAGAUUCAGUAAUAGGAAUUCGUGAUUUUUUUACGAUUACAAAUAACGGAACCGUUACGUGGAAAUCUAUUCAUGCAUUGAUCACAUUGGAAAACCGUCCAUUUAUUAAAAAUCAUACGAUAAUGAUGCCAGAAACAAGUGAAUGUACUGAUAGCACGUCAGAAGAUCUAACAAUUUUCAACUGUACCUUAACUCUCGAAGCAAAUUCGACUUUUAAAAUAUCGACCACGACGAAUAUUUUGAAGGAAAGAAUGAUGAACAACUUCAAAGAUGGGAAAUUAAGUGUCACAUCGACUUAUGUUCUAUUUCUGGAACCAACUUUAAAAACUCUCAACAAAACAUUAAUCUCAACACUGUAUAUUCAAAAGGAUACAAGUUUUGGGAAUAAUAAGAAUCUUAUAAUCGUGGUAGCUAUUAUAGUCGGAUUAUUGGUGCUUGCUGUUAUCAUGUUGAUCUUAUACAAGGUUGGCUUUUUCAAGAGGAAGGAAAAGACCAAAUUGGACACGCUGAAGGAGGAGAUAAGGCAGAAGAGUAUACAUCGACCCAAUCCUGACGAUGGAGCGACUUCCUCUCAUGAAGAUACAGAGGCUGAUAUAGAAAUAAUAGAGGAUGCCAUAUCUUUGCAACUGAGGAAUUUCAAAUUUUCAAACGAUUCAGAAGUGUUAAUAAAAGAUUAAAAUUUCUGAACUUUCAAUUAUAAGUUCAUAGAAAUGAUUUAAUGUUUGAUUAUUUUCUUUUAAAUAUAUUAUUUAAAGGGCUGUAACAUUUUGAU